This is a messenger RNA of Labeo rohita (rohu), 2495 nucleotides long. RefSeq lists its product as uncharacterized. Bases 266 to 1321 code for a protein of 351 amino acids. The record is from RefSeq and is a predicted model, not a curated record. Gene Ontology annotation, cellular component: membrane. The transcript is spliced from 8 exons. NCBI's taxonomy places the organism in Eukaryota, Metazoa, Chordata, Actinopteri, Cypriniformes, Cyprinidae.
UGUUUGGCGGGGCGGAAGUUGUUAUAGGGAUUAAGACUUACACCUUGUAGCUACUGAUGCGCUUUUUUAAAAACAGUUCAGAGGCGUCGAUAGCUAAGCUGAACAUUUGAUGGAGGUUCUCAUUAUGCAUUCUGACGGGUCUUACGCUCUUUAAAACAGACUGCCGUCUCUCUAAGAACAAAGGCUCAUUGAGCCUUAGCGGCAUCGGCUAACAUCUGAAUGCAUGGAAAUUUCAGGCUAAUCGAAAGUAAUUAAUGCUGUCACCAUGCCGUCUUACGAAGAAUGGAGAAAAACCAUUCACUUCUAUUAUUUCGUUAAAUUCUCUCUAAAUGUCUAUUCAAUGCUGUUUUCGUUGCUGGGUCUGUGUGUGCUCUGUAUCGGAGUGUAUGCAGAAGUGGAGAGGCAGAAGAAUCGCACCCUGGAGGGGGUGUUUUUGGCUCCUGCUGUGGUCCUCAUACUGCUGGGUCUCGUCAUGUUCACUGUGUCUGUGAUGGGUAUGGUGGGAUCCCUCAGGGACAACAAGACUCUGCUGCACAUGUUCCUGUGUGUGCUGUGUGUUCUGCUGGCUCUCCAGGCUCUUGCCGUCAUCAUUGCCCUGAUUUUUGAAAAGACGACAAUCAAAUUGUUCCAGAACAGUAUACGAGAAGGAAUCAAGCACUACUAUGAUGACCUGGACUUCAAAAACAUAUUGGACUACGUGCAAGAGAAGUUUUCUUGUUGUGGAGGCGACGAGUACAAGGAUUGGGAAGUAAACCAGUACCACUUCUGCAAUGGCACGAGUCCUUUGGCCUGCGGUGUUCCCUACACCUGCUGCAUUCGUCAAAGUGUUGGAGAAGUUGUGAACACACUCUGUGGCUACAAAACUCUCACCGAGCAGCGUGAAGCUUUAGAUGGAAUAAUUCAUGUUCGUGGCUGUAUCCAUGCUGUGAACCUGUGGAUGGGGGACAACAUUGGAGCUACUAUUGGAAUUUGCUGUGCAGUUGGACUCCCACAGCUUCUUGGUAUUCUUCUGAGCUGCAUCUUCUGGAAUCUUUUAGUGGAGAUGAGCGAGUCUGUAGACAUGGUCGACUUUAAGAUCCUGAAGCGCGCCGGUUUUAAGUACAGCGAACUGGACCUCUCGGGUGCCGGAUGGUGUAUGUGUCUGCCUCGUGACGAAGGCUACCUACCUGUACCUGAAGCAGAGCCUGACACCUGGGCUCUAGACCCCAUCCCUUUCGACCUGGAACAAGAACAACCCAAACUAGCCUUUACUUUUUCCCAACUGGACAGCCAAGGAGCACAAUCAGGUAUGGCAAUGGAUGAAGUGGACAAUCGAGCAUAAAAACCACAAAGAAAAAGAGGCUGGAUCUUAAACAUGUUAUUUUGUUUUUUUUUUAUUGCUAUUUGUAUAUAAAAAGCUUGUCUUAAGACAAAGUGAGCUAGUUGCACUACAUGUUGGUAAAAAUGUUUCUUAGGCAUGAAAAAGGUUUGUAUAAAACUGGUUUAGAUGGAAUUAAGGUAGGAGAUCUUCUCCACAAACUUUAAAAAGACAUAUCACUUCGAAUGCUGUUUACGCAGUCCAUUGUUUUUCACCAUUUUAAUUCAUUCUGUGUCUUAUGGGAUUAAGGGAGCUUGUUUUAUUAGUCGUUUUGUUUCUAUAAGGUUUAUAGCAAUGAUUCUAUGAACUAAUUGUUGGCAAUCAUUUUUUUUUAUAUGUAAUUUAGGCAUAUUACAUGUACAAUGAGUUCAGGGAAAUUGGUAGCUUUGCAAUUCGUCAAAGAUUAUCAAUGUAGCGACUGGCAGAUGAAGCUGGACAUUCAUCUCUAGUAGAUGCAUUGUUUCUAAAAACUUUUUUAUGCACUUUUUAAUUGUUUUUAUAUUACACUACUAUCAUGAACCCAACUUUCAGAGAAAAACAGAACUUAUUAUUAUGGAUCUGCUUUCUCCUUUAAAAGGGUGUGUGAUUUGUGUAAUGCUGAUGUUUUUUUGUUUUUUUUUACGGUAAUAAGUACCAAUGAAAUUAUUAAUAUUUUAAAGUGUUGCCUUAAGUACAACAGAAGCUUUUUUCCCUGAGUACCUCAGGCUAUUCUGGAAUAGCCACAUUAAUUUGUAGGUAAUUCUCGUAGGUAGGAUUUUUUAAAACGAAGGGAGAUCUGGCCUUGUGUUUAACACUACUUGAAGUUUCUUGUCUAUAAUGUUCAUAAUUAACAUUUGGCUAUCAUAAAUGGCGGUUUUAAAUGUGUAGUUCAUGUUUUAACUUCAUUAGUUUGGGAAGAUUGAAAAAAAAAAACAAUUUAGUUUGAAUGUUGUCAUAAUUACAGGUGUCUGGCAUUAAUGUAUAAAACCCUUUUAGGUGUCAAUAGUCAUUUUGAAAUACCUCACAAUCACACCUCUUUGCUAAUAGACCUUUUCAGGAUGUUGCUAAAGAUGGACUGCUGCGCUCCAGCUAAUGUAGCUCUGGUUUUGUAGAAACAUUAAUGUGACUUUCAAUAAAAUUUGCUUGAAUUAACCUUCAA